AUGAACAGCCGGGCAGCACAUCCACGUCAACUGCGACUGCCUUGGAUUUGGCAAAUAAAAACACAGUGCCGCCCCAAUCAAUUCCAGAAAAAAAUUGUUGAAGAGAUCUUAAAAAUAACAUCAUCAGAAGUUCAUCAAGAACCGGGCCGCAUUAGCAGUGGCAGUCAGCAGGUAUUAAAAAAAAUUCCUUCAGAUCCUGCAUUAUGGCUUACUUUCUGCAUGUCAUCUCAAACUCGUCAACUACUGGUUGAGAGGGGUCCCCAUCAAAUUAAAGAAUUCGAGUUUCCUAUUAAUAAAGGAAAGCGUAGAUUUUUGCCUUCGUAUUAUUCGAAAGUGUUGAGCAAUGGUGAAGUCGUUGAGAGAAGUUGGCUUAUUUACUCUAUUGCUAGUGAUACCGUUUUUUGCUUUUGUUGUAUAUUAUUUGAUAAUUCAUCUGAUAUUAGUGACUGGCCCAAAAAAGGCUAUUCUGACUGGAAAAAUCUUAUAAGAGCCCUCACAAUGCACGAAAAGUCUGUAAAUCACAGAAAUGCUUUUAGAGCAUAG
This is a messenger RNA of Hydra vulgaris (swiftwater hydra), 543 nucleotides long. Its product is annotated as zinc finger MYM-type protein 5-like. The record is from RefSeq and is a predicted model, not a curated record. Lineage: Eukaryota; Metazoa; Cnidaria; Hydrozoa; Anthoathecata; Hydridae.